This is a messenger RNA of Neocloeon triangulifer, 2154 nucleotides long. RefSeq names its product serine proteinase stubble. The record is from RefSeq and is a predicted model, not a curated record. The coding region runs from base 237 to 1469 and encodes 410 amino acids. Gene Ontology annotation, molecular function: serine-type endopeptidase activity. Gene Ontology annotation, biological process: proteolysis. The transcript is spliced from 8 exons. NCBI's taxonomy places the organism in Eukaryota, Metazoa, Arthropoda, Insecta, Ephemeroptera, Baetidae.
GCUGCGAAGAGGCGAGCGCUCAGUCUCAGUAGUGCUCAGACUGCAUCCAGAGCAACGGUGAAUCUCUCGUGCUCGAGUGGCGCGCGGAUGCCGCGGCGUCAGACCUACCUUUCGCAACGCGCCUUUCGCGGCUUCUUCGCUCCUCCGACACUUGGCCCUUUCCAGCCGCGAGGAAUGAAAUUCAGCACAAAAAACUCCGGCGCGGCUAACGAGCAGUGCCUGCCGUGUUUGGCGAUAUGAGCCUGCCAGGUUUGGGGCAGCAAGGGGUGCUUUUCGUGCUUGUGGCUCUCGCGUCACUGGUGUCCGCCGCCGCCGCAGGGUCGAGCAUCUUCUCGUCAUCUUCAACGUCAUCCUCCAGCCCGAGCAGCUCGUCCGUGUCCAGUGGUCGCGUGCUGGUGUCCUUGCUGGGAUAUCCGAGCUCGUGCGUCUACAACGGAGGUUUGCACGCGUGCACCUUCAGCCUCGCGUGCUGGCUGGUUGGCGGCCAGUUCCAGCGGGGGUGCGGAGGCCCCGGCUGGCUGGUCACUUGCUGUGUCCCGGCGCGCAUUUCCGUCCGCACUGACGUGCCAGGCCCGCCCGUCUACAAUGAGGUCGCCCUCAGGAACAACCCUUACCGCAGAGAGCACGACGAGUCCAACGAACUCACGCCCAUUCGGAAAAUCGAAUGUGGCGUUCCGCAAAUCCAAGAGUUCCGCAAAAGAAUAAUCGGCGGCGACGAAGCCUAUUUUGGCGAGUUUCCGUGGCAGGCGCACAUAAGGAUAUCUGGCUACCAAUGCGGCGGCGUUUUAGUCAGCAGACAAUUCAUCGCCACGGCUGCUCACUGCAUUCACAGGGCCCGUUUAAAAGACAUUACAAUUUACCUGGGCGAAUAUGACACCCAGGACACUGGCAGGUAUGAGGAGCCUCUGCCGUCAGAGUUGCACAAGGUUGCACAGAAAAUUGUGCACCCCAAGUUCCAAUACAGGGUGGCCCAACCGGACAGGUACGACUUGGCUCUGCUGAGGUUGGCGCGACCUGUUUACUUUAAGGAAAACAUUCUGCCCAUCUGCCUGCCCAGAGAGGAAACUUCCUUCCAGGGGCAGACGGGGGUUGUUGCAGGGUGGGGGAAAACGGACACUUCCUAUGGGAAAACUGGUACAAAUAUUCUUCAAAAAGCGACCGUUCCAAUUCUUCGGGAUGAUGAAUGUCUGAUGUGGCACAAACAAAAAAACAUCAGACUGGAGCUUUUCUCAGAAAUGUUCUGCGCUGGACACAGAGAUGGACACAUGGACGCCUGCUUGGGAGAUUCUGGUGGACCUUUGAUUGUGAACUACAAUGGUCGAUGGACCUUGGCUGGCAUCACAUCUGCAGGGUUUGGCUGUGCAGUGGACCACCAGCCCGGAAUCUACCACAAAGUUGCUGUUACGUCCCGCUGGAUUGUAAAGACAAUUGCGAACUUCUCGAGACUUGCCGAAUAUCAGCGCGACUAGAAUUGCAUUUACUUAAUUUUUUCUGAUUCGAAAGAUUCUGAGAGAGAAAAAUACCAUGUCAGUGCCAUUGACUUUUAGAGAGAAGAACAAAAACUUGGACAAGUACCAUCGUUUCGACUUUACCACCCUUUGCCAUAGUUUAGUAUGAAAUAUUUGUUUUCCUUUUAUAUCAAACGCCAAUUUCUCCACUUAUUCGUGUAAUUUAAAAUUGACCGACAGAAUUAAUUAAGAAGUUGUGUAAACUAAAAAUUGACUCACGGAAAAUUCAUGCACAAAAUCAAAAAGAUCGAUGAUAUUAUUUUUAAGAAUAAUUUGUGUACAGUUUGAGAAAUUCAUUUAAUUAUUAGGAUAUGUGUAACGAAAAGUUCUGCAUCAAGACAAUAAUUUAUUUUUAACUUAGAUAAAAUCAUAGAUCUCAUGAUUCAGUAAAAAUCUUUGUAAUGUUAUUGCGGAAAGUACUAGAGAGACCAUUGAUUUUUAUGCAUUUCAUCGUAAAAUUUUAUUUAUAUUGUGGAACUACAUCACUAAUGUUGUUAAUAAAUUAGACAGAAAUCAUAAAUUUUCAACGCGCAGACUUUCAAUUAUUCCUGUAUUAGGUACACCCGCCAUGCAGCCGUGCUGCGCAGGUUGCAGAACUAGAAAGGCUGUAAAACCAAAUCUUCAACAAGACAUUAAUAUUAGAAAA